AUGACCACACUCACGAUGAUGACGUGCCGUCUGCUGUGCGCCCUGCUGGUGCUAGCCCUGUGCUGCUGCCCGUCCGUGUGCGCGACAACGAGUAGUGGCAAUCAAAAAGCGGCCAACGUUUCAACGUCCCCUCAGUCACAGGGAGCAGGUGGUCAAGGCACGUCAGGUGGCUCAGCGUCGCAAAGUACGUCCAGUAAAGAACACACAGGAAGUGGGAGCAAAACGUCACAAGGAUUAAGUUCCGGGAACGGUACUGCACAAAAUCCAGAUGAAAAUGGAGCGGUAGGGUCAAAAAAUCCGGACGGUGAGGGAGCCGCUCCGGCAGGGAAUUCAAAUACCGAAGGUACGGAGUCUAUUCCAAAGGAGGGAGCAGAUGGGUCCGAUGGGUCAGGGUUGUCAGGUGGGUCAGUUAGCCCAAACACAUUGUCAAGUUCCGUGACCGCUUCUGUACCGGCACAAAGUCAGAAGGAAAAUGCGCCAACAACAACCACGACUACGACAGAAGCACCAACUACCACCACCACUACGACUACGGAGGCGCCAACUACAACGACCACCCGCGCACCGUCACUUCUUCGCGAAAGCGACGGCAGCCUCAGCAGCUCUGCGUGGGUGUGUGCCCCGCUGCUGCUCGCCGUAUCCGCGCUGGCGUACACCACUCUGGGCUGA
This is a messenger RNA of Trypanosoma cruzi, 669 nucleotides long. Its product is annotated as mucin TcMUCII, putative. The record is from RefSeq and is a predicted model, not a curated record. The coding region runs from base 1 to 669 and encodes 222 amino acids. The transcript has a single exon. NCBI's taxonomy places the organism in Eukaryota, Euglenozoa, Kinetoplastea, Trypanosomatida, Trypanosomatidae.